CCUUUUGCUGAUGCGCGCGUUAGAACACCCGACUCAACAUUAUGGCGCUUUGGAGAAUCUUCGCCCAAUUCUGAUCCAUUCAAAAUGAGGAGCUUGGAUUAUUCAUUGCCCCCUAUCAGUCCCUUGGGGGUUUCGCCGCGCAAAUCGUCGGCGCCCACGUUGCCCAAACGCUCCCGUCGAGACUCAGUUAUUGCUCCAGUGGUGCACCCAUGCUUGGCCUACGCCCCAUCAGCUAAUAUGCCGUUACUAGUAUGGGAUGUCGGCGAUGUGCCGUCGUACACUACCGUCCUUAUGCCUUCACCGAAAGACGGCCGAGUACUCGUGCCGGUGCCCGACUCAAUCUUGAAUGAACCGGCAACAAAUCCGCCGCAAAGGGAGAUGCGCAUCCAUUGUGUCGGCCAUUCGUUAUGGGCUCCUCUGGUUGUGCGUGCCGACGAGCCGCCGAGUACGCCAGGAAACACUGUGAGGCAAACAGGCCGAACGGCAACUCCGGACGUUCACAGUCAGGCCCCUUCAUCAUCAUCGCACUAUGUGGCCGUGAAGCACGUCAUACUAGCAAUAUUCCGGUACCUCUACGUCCGCAUGACCUCCGACGAAUACGCCUCUCUAGAUUCAUUGCCGACAAAAGGCCUGAAAAAGGAAGUUUCACGCGCCUUCUACAAACGUUGCGAUGCUGAGGAACGGCGGUCCCUUACACAGCGAACAGGGCAAGAAAGGGCGGUCAAUAACCAGAUAUCUCCAUCAAGCGAGCGUUCCAGCGUCAAUUUAAGCGCCAGCACUGCACGGUCGGGUGGUUUGAGACGCUUGGACUGCUUACUCGGCCAGACCCGCUUUCGUGGGCUUGAUGCCGUUGGAGACGGACCUUCAGGAUGGUAUAUGUGUGUUGGAAGUUCAUCACGCUGACAUCUAUUUAUGUGGUGUGCUUCCUUGUAUUGUUAAGGCUAUGUACUAGUUUUGUAGAUUCUUUCACUGCUCCUCUCGUCGCUUGUACCCCUUUUCCACUGACUGAUCGAAACUUUUGUGACCCCAGAUGCUUUGUAACCUUCCAUUCUACUUAUCUAUUGAUUUAU
Molecule: messenger RNA, 1070 nt
Organism: Fomitiporia mediterranea MF3/22
Lineage: Eukaryota; Fungi; Basidiomycota; Agaricomycetes; Hymenochaetales; Hymenochaetaceae
Exons: 2
Coding region: 85-903 (272 amino acids)
Source: RefSeq, a predicted model, not a curated record